GCUCGCUCGCUCGCUCGCUUCCUUCUCCACCUUCAUUUUCCUACCGCUCCAAGAUUUCCUCCUCCCGGGGGAGGGGGGUGUCCCGGCGCGCGCGCGCGCGAGCUCUCGCUCGCUCGUUCGCUUUUUUGCACCGCGGGCGCGAGCCUCGGCUAGGUGAGCGAAGAGACAAGCGAGCGAGCGACCGAGCGGGGCGGGCGGGAGAUCCAGCGAUCCAGCGAGCAGGAGCCGAGGCAGCGGGAGCGGCGGCGGCGGCGGCGGCGGCCAAGAUGGAGUCGCGGCUGAACCUGCAGAGAGCGAGCCAGCGCCUCUAAAAGGGCUCCCGGCCCGCCGCCGCCUUAACAGGCCCGGGGCCCCAUGGCCUGGCCCCUCGCAGGGCCCCCUUGGGUUCUCCCUCGGCCGGUGCCGCGGGGCUCCCGCGACUAAAGCCGCCCUUCCGCCAAGGGGGUAAAGAAAGCGCCGGGACGGCCGCCGGUGUGCGCCCGCCUUCUCCGUUUCAGCGCCCGCCGGGGCUCCCGGCGCUGCCGGCACAAUGCUGCCGUCGCAGGAGGCCUCCAAGCUGUACCAUGACAACUACAUGCGGAACUCGCGGGCCAUCGGCGUCCUCUGGGCCAUCUUCACCAUCUGCUUCGCCAUCAUCAACGUGGUGGUCUUCAUCCAGCCUUACUGGAUCGGCGACAGCGUCAGCACGCCCAAGCCGGGCUAUUUCGGCCUCUUCCACUACUGUGUGGGCAACGAAGGCAACAACCGGGAACUCACCUGCCAGGGCUCCUUCGCCGACUUCCGCAGCAUCCCCUCCGGCGCCUUCAAGGCCGCCUCCUUCUUCGUGCUGCUCUCCAUGGUGCUGAUCUUGGGCUGCAUCACUUGCUUCGCCCUCUUCUUCUUCUGCAACACGGCCACGGUCUACAAGAUCUGUGCUUGGAUGCAGCUACUGGCAGCUCUCUGCCUGGUGCUGGGCUGCAUGAUAUUCCCAGAUGGCUGGGACUCAGAGACCGUCAGGGACAUGUGCGGGGAGAAGACAGGGAAGUAUUCCCUGGGCGACUGCUCUGUGCGCUGGGCUUAUAUCUUAGCCAUCAUUGGCAUCUUGAAUGCCCUUAUCCUCUCCUUCCUGGCCUUCGUCCUCGGCAACCGGCAAAACGACCUGCUUCUCGAGGAGCUCAAAACAGAAAACAAAGAGGAUAUAAUGUAGAAGAGGCAAGAAGCCCCUUUCACUGGUACCUGGACUGGACUCUCAUCCUUCCCUCCUCAUCUCCCUCAUGGCCUUUCUUUUUGCGGCUGCCAACCAGGGGGGGAAACUCCCGCCCCACUCCACGGUCUCCGAAUCCGCCGACCUCACCUGCGUGCCGUUUCCAGAGACAUGGUCAUCCCUCAUGAACUGCCAGCUUUGACUCGUAUUCCCUUCUGCUGAUUGGCUUCCCCAACUUGCCUUUCCUGCUUCUGAGGGGAGGGAAACGCGCCCAUUCCAACUGUCAUGCUCAAAAAGGAAUGACGCCGCUGGGAUUUUUAAUACUUCCUUUUCAAGAUUUCCUCCUUUCUGGGAGAAGCAUCCAGCAGGGUCCUCCUUCUCGUGAUGCCAGAGCUGGUGCCAAGACGCUGCCGCUGUUGUUGCUGCUACUGCUGCUGUCGUCACAAACUACCAGGGCAUCUUCUUUGCCGCAUUGGUUCCCGUUUUUAACUCUCUGGCCCCUUUGCUCAUCCCUGCGGCCGUUCAGUACCAUGCCGUGCUCAAGGCUGGCCCGUUUGAUACUUUUAGGUGUAAAUGAAAUUGUCUCUGAACAGGGUAAGGUGAGCCCAGAUCCCCUUCUCCCCGGGGGAUUCCAGCCGCCAGAACUUUUGAGUUUUCCAAUCAUUCUGCCCAGGUGAUGCAGCUGCACCUUGAUGUCUACAAGACGGGGGGGAGGGGGGAGGAACAGGGAGAGGUCCGAUCCGCUGGUAUUUCUCUGCUCACUGCUAUGGGGCUCUCUCCCAUCUCAGCCUGCAAGACGAGUCCUUGAACACUGAAUGUAAUUCAUGGCUAGAACCUCCCCUCCAUUUCCCCGUGCCGGGCAUAAGAAAGGAGCCAAAGAUUGGGCUAAGGUGAGGGAUGCUACCUGUUGGCUAGGAUGGCAGCUCAGGUGUGAGGCUCGUGCCAAAUGCUGCUUCUCUCAAACCUGUGGUGCUUCAUCCCUCUUGAGUAAAAGCAACGUGGGGGUCUGGGCAACCAUGAGGGAAAGGAGGAAAUGGGCCAUGCUGUGAUGCCAGCUAUACCUGUGGGAUGGGAUGAGCAUUCAGAGAGACAAAAGUGAGCUAAGAAACUGACUCCCCUGCCCCCAAAAAUCCAGCCGCCACCACCCUUUCACAGUCUCAACAGUAUCAUUGAAGAACCAAGACAGAAGUAUACUGUCCUAAAUGUUUCAACAGUUGUGCCUCUCUCCAGGCAGCAGGGUAGCACCUAAUCCCUCACAGUUUGGGCUGAAUUCUGAGAGGCUUCCUCAGAAGUAGCCAUUUUGUCCCAGAUUAGUGGACCUAAUUCAUUCCCAUACGAAUUAGGCCUCAAGCCAUUUAUCAGAGAGAUUUCCAGGCUAGGAAUACGAUUCAGCUUGGAGUCAUAGAGACACAUGCAAUUUUUGCCUAUCAAGCCCCUUUCCUCACACUUCCUGUCAGCAUAUCGCCUAUUGAUACUCUAAAGAUACUAUGACCAUGAAACAAGCAAUAGUAAUCUUGAAAAUGGUUCCAAGAACAGCUUUUUGUUUCACAGCCAUGACAACUAAGGGCCUAAAGUGUGCCAAAAGGCAGAUACUUAGAAUUAUGGGGCUGGAAAGGACCUCUGAGAUCUUCUAGUCCAACCCCCUGCACAAGGCAGGAGACCUUAUACCAUCCUAGUCAAAUGGUUGUCCAGAAGAGAAGAGAGAGGGAGAAGAAAAGAAGUGUGGAUCACAAAACAACAACAAAAGCAGAUGGGAAUGCAGAAAUGAGCUAAGAAUUUCUGGUGUCUGGGGCACAAAACCCCAGUAACAUCCCGCAUGGCUGUCAAGUGUCAGGCACAUAGCUGAGCAUUCGGUCUCCCUUCUGAUGUUUUGGAGGGAUGCCCAGUACUGUUACUGGCCAAACUGACCCUGAGCAAAUGGUAUAAUGGUCCCAGUGAGAAGCUUGCUUAAAACUGGGUUGUACUAGAAUCAAGUGCCAAAGGAACCCAUGAGAUGAGGGAGAAAAAGUGUGCGGAAAAGGGGUGUGUGUAUCAUUACAGAUUUUUGAAGACACAAAAAGAAGCCACAGCAUAUCUCCGGUCACGACCCCUCCCACUAUUAAUAGCCAGAUUAGGUGGGUAUUUGAAUUAAGAUGGUGGCACCCGAAGGGGCUUAGUCUUGAUGACUUCGCUCCCAAGCUGCUCCUUUUUUCCUCUCAGAAAGAAAAGUACCCUUUCAGGAGGUAAAUAACUUCAGGAAAGUGGUUUUCAUCAGGGAAAAGACACUGGAUAAAAAGUUAUCCCCCCGCCUCUCUGCCCAGUAUUAUAUUUGUGACCGGAUUCACACAAAACAUUGCUUUUAAGAACAGCCGUUAAGAGCAUGUCUAGCUUUACCCUGCAGGUAAAAUGGUAAAGUGUGAUAAAACCCAUAACCAAUGGAGAUCUACAGCCACGAUUUUAGCAUGGUCAUAUUAUUGUUUCUGCCAAAGCUAUAACACGGUGAGGUUGCCAAGAAGCUGCCCUGUUAAUGUGAGUGCCGCUACACGAGAACCAAACUUCAAAUAUUGUGAUGUUAACUUGAAUUGUUCCAAGGGAUUUUGUAAGUUCCAAGAGAAUUUGAGAUCCUGAAAAGAGGGGGGGAGGAAAGCAUUUUUAUGGAGUUGACCUUCCUCUCCAAAUCCCCGGCCAAAUUCUGAGUUGAGAGGAAAGACAAGCAAGAAAAGCUAAAACGUGGGAAGCCGAUUCAAAAGUCAUUCAUUCAAAGUUCACUGGUCAAAGGCCGGGAAAUGCAAUGAAGUCUAUCUUAAGAGUCGAAGCCCAUAGCAACAUUCAAGAUGGAUUAAUUGGUGGACUUCCACACAUACACACACAUACACACACACACACACACACACACACACUUGUGCCAGCUUACCAUAUCUCUAAGUGUAACGUAGUACACAUUGCCAUUCGACCCAGCCGUUGCCACAAAAACAUCAAAAUCCAUGACCUCAAAUUAUUUAGCUGCACUGGCCUCAGUUCUCCUUGACACAAGAGAAUCGUUGCCAAGAGGAAAAAAGAAAAAAAAAACCAACCAUUUAAACAAACCAGAUUAAAGGCUUUUCUCCCUUGUGGGCCCAGACACGCAUAUUCUGUUCUAUUCACAGAUUUCAGCUCCCACUUUUUUAUUAUUUAUGCUACAAAAACAAUAAUAUAUAAAAAUACCUUAGUAAAGGGUUUUAGCGGUUGGGAACAAGGAAGCAGCUUUAGUCCACAAGCUGCAAGGCUAUUUAGCAUUGUACGAACCAUCAGAAAAAAAGAUUAUCCUGCACUGGAGAGGGGGGAGGGCAGGAGGAUAUCGGGUGGAAGGAGAAGAGGCAAAGACAUGAAUACAUGUUCCACCACCUGUGCCGGAGAAAUGGUAUUGCUGUUCAUGGAAAUGGGUAGAUGGGUGGAGAA
Molecule: messenger RNA, 4600 nt
Organism: Thamnophis elegans (Western terrestrial garter snake)
Lineage: Eukaryota; Metazoa; Chordata; Lepidosauria; Squamata; Natricidae
Gene: LHFPL4
Product: LHFPL tetraspan subfamily member 4
Exons: 3
Coding region: 530-1186 (218 amino acids)
Biological process (GO): sensory perception of sound; gamma-aminobutyric acid receptor clustering
Cellular component (GO): plasma membrane; inhibitory synapse; postsynaptic membrane
Molecular function (GO): GABA receptor binding
Source: RefSeq, a predicted model, not a curated record